Molecule: messenger RNA, 1890 nt
Organism: Drosophila arizonae
Lineage: Eukaryota; Metazoa; Arthropoda; Insecta; Diptera; Drosophilidae
Gene: Proc-R
Product: Proctolin receptor
Biological process (GO): G protein-coupled receptor signaling pathway
Cellular component (GO): membrane
Molecular function (GO): G protein-coupled receptor activity
Source: RefSeq, a predicted model, not a curated record
GAACUUUUUGCAGUGGGCGGCGCGUGUGGGCGUGACAGCUGUUAGGGAAAGUGCAAUUGGAACUGGAACUGCAAUCGGUAUCGGAAUCGAGAUAUACAAGAGUCCAGGCAGAGGCCUCACCGGCCCCAUCGCCUCCAUCGCCCCCAUCGCCCUCGCUCCCCGAACUGCCCAGCCACUGGAGGGGCAGACGUAGCGGGGACCGCUAGCAGCGCAAUGUCGAUGCUGGCAGCUGCAACGUCGACGUCAACGGCGAUGCCAGUGGAUGCCAUUGCCGCAGCGAAAAUGUUUUCGGAUGCGGAUGUGGCGGAAGUGCGGCACGUUGUGCAACGCAUUUUGGUGCCGUGCGUUUUUGUUAUUGGACUAUUGGGAAAUUCAGUGAGCAUUUAUGUUUUGACGCGCAAACGCAUGAGGUGCACCACAAAUAUUUAUCUAACGGCUCUGGCAAUUACGGAUAUUGCGUACCUGACCUUUGUAUUAAUUUUAUCACUCAAACACUACGAAUAUAUCAAAUACCACUGCGAGCUGUACUGGCUCCUCUACGGAUUCGUAGUGUGGCUAUGCGAUGCGUGCGCAUACAUCUCAAUUUACAUAGCCGUGUGCUUUACUAUCGAGCGAUUUAUAGCGAUACGCUAUCCGCUCAAAAGACAAACAUUCUGCACGGAGUCGCUGGCCAAGAAGGUAAUAGCAGCCGUCGCGCUCUUCUGCCUGCUGACUACGCUCUCGACGGCGUUCGAGCACACAUAUGACAUCAAUUGGAAAUUGAUUGAUGGCGCCUAUAGGCCCUGCAAUCUGACGCUGGCAAAUGUGUCGCCCAUGCCAACGCCCACGCCCACGCCCAUGCCCAUGCCCACACCGGCUCAGACCAUGACCACGGCAUGGCAUAUAGAGGAGCCAGCUGGCAAUCCAGCCACGUCUCGCUAUCUGGAGCCUUUCGAUUUGAGCAGCGACAGCGGCAGCGGCAGCGGCGCCGGUGAGCCAGACCACAUUCCAAGCAGGCAGCGACGGUUACCAGCAUUCACGUCCGCCUCUGUGGGCGUGACUGCGCCAGCCACUGAGCCGACAACAGCGUCGGCCACUGCGAGCUUGUUGCAGUUGUCACGUGCCAGACGCAGCGAGGACAACUACAACUAUAACAACGAUGCCAACAACAACAAUAGCGCAUUCGCAUUUAACAUUACGGAAUACUGUCAAAAUAUGACUUUCUACACCAAUGGGCUGUCGAGUCUGGGCCAGAAUGCGCUCUACUUUAAUAUCUGGAGCGUUUACACGCUGAUUGUGUUCGUGCUGCUGCCGCUGUUCGUGCUGGCCACAUUUAACUGUUUCCUCAUUCUGCUUGUGCAUCGCUCGAAGAGUCUGCGCGGCGAUCUGACCAAUGCCAGCAGCAUUAGGCGUACUAAGCGCAAAUCGAACUCGGGCCUAACGGGCAGCGUCUCACAGGAGAAUCGAGUGACCAUCACGCUGAUUGCCGUCGUCCUGCUGUUCAUCGUCUGCCAGCUGCCGUGGGCCAUCUACCUGAUACUGGUGCAGUACGUGGACAUCGAGAUGAACAUACAAAGGAUAGCGGGCAAUGUGUGCAACCUGCUGGUGGCCAUCAAUGCGGCUGCCAAUUUUUUCUUAUAUUGCGUGCUGUCGGACAAGUAUCGCAAGACGGUGCGUGAGCUGGUCACCGGCUAUCGCUAUCGCCAUCGACAUGCACGCAACAACAUCAGCCUCUAUGUGCCACACACCAGCACCACGCUCAACGGUGACGGUGCCAGCAGCGUGGGCAGCGGCGGUGGCUACAAUGCCUACGGUGGUGCCAGCAGUCGGCGUUGCCGUGGCAAGGCGGCGGUUGCAAGGCGCCUGAUUGCGUGAGUCACCAGCCGAUAGUUUCUUCCGAUCAACGUUUUU